GUUUGCGGCUUUGCGUAUCGUCGCUGUCGGAAGUGGAUGGGCCUGUUGCCGGAACACAAUCUUGCGAAGAAAAAAUGGAAGAUUUUCCUUACGAGUUACGGCUAGUGUUGGAUUUACCUAAGCAUUUACCUCAAACCAAAAAUACGGGUAAAGGUCGUGGCAAGCCGAUCCCGCGAUCCGGUCACCGAAUAGUAAGCGACGACAAUUACGUAUAUAGUUAUGGCGGAUAUAAUCCCAGCAAUCUAUUUCCGCCUAACGGGAUGUUGGCCGAAUUGUGGCGGUACAACAUCUCAACGCAGAAAUGGGACUGUCUCUCUCGUGAUGGCCCUCCAGAGGCCGCGUCCCAUUCCAUGAUUUUGCUGGGAGAUUUUUUGCUAAUCUGGGGCGGCACCGCUUAUCCGUGGGGACGCUGUUUGAGCAACCGGCUGCACUUUUUCCAUAUCCCUUCCAAAACGUGGAUGCAGGAUGUGGAGUGUGCCGGUGACGUCCCGACACCGCGGUACGGGCAGAGCGCGACGUAUUUCGCCGGAAAGCUGUACAUCGUCGGUGGAACUAACGGGGUGGACUACAACAUGGACGCAUACAUACUUAACCUCAAGCACCUGGAGUACGAGCGCAUCCAACCGGAAGCCGAAGAGCAGCCCCUCCCGCGCUACCGCCACGAGGUGGCUGUGCUGGAUGAUUGCUUGUUUGUGCUGGGCGGUGGAGCAGCGGAUAUGAGCGCCUUCUCCUUCAUCGACAUCUGCGUGUUUAACAUGAAAAACCAAGGGUGGAAGACGGUGACCUCGCAGCCUUGCCGAAAAUCCGGUGAGUAUCCCGCUCCCCGGAAAUUCCACUCUGCAGUGCAGUGGGGUGAGUGGGCGUACAUCUGCGGGGGCCAUACAGGGACAGAUGUGCUGGACGAUAUCUGGCGGCUGCAUCUCCGACAGCGGCAGUGGGAGCGACUGCCACAGGAACUGCCUUUUCCGGUGUACUUCCAUGCUGCUGCCUGCACGCCAUCCGGUUGUAUGUUUGUUUUUGGUGGGGUCAUGUGCAAGAUCGGGGAUCGGCGGUGCAAUACGGUGUUCAAGGUGUGGUUGACGGUGCCUACACUGCAGGAGAUGGUUUGGGAUGUCGUGAUGCGGAAUCUGGGGAAGUCAUUAAGGAAGCCGAAAGAGAAUGAGGAAAUUUUGUGGUCAAUAAAAAAUGCUGGAUUUAAGUUACCGUAUUGUUUUUUAAAAAGACUGCAGUAGUUAGAUUAUAAACUAAUAUUUAAUAAAGAGCAGUUACCGCAUACAUCGAUCGUGAUUUCUACCAGGAAGACUAUUAGUGCAGGUCGUCUAAAGAGAAAUAAAAGGCAUCA
Molecule: messenger RNA, 1342 nt
Organism: Paramacrobiotus metropolitanus
Lineage: Eukaryota; Metazoa; Tardigrada; Eutardigrada; Parachela; Macrobiotidae
Product: kelch domain-containing protein 10-like
Exons: 2
Coding region: 75-1232 (385 amino acids)
Biological process (GO): positive regulation of stress-activated MAPK cascade
Molecular function (GO): protein binding
Source: RefSeq, a predicted model, not a curated record